Messenger RNA from Rotaria sp. Silwood2, 264 nucleotides. The record is from the annotation of a GenBank genome assembly. Lineage: Eukaryota; Metazoa; Rotifera; Eurotatoria; Philodinida; Philodinidae.
AUGUUACAUGAAGUUGUGAUGCUCUAUUUGGCUGUUGAAUAUAAUAAUAAUCAAUUGAAUGCAAUAAAUAUCCUUGGUCUUGUUAUAUGUCUUACUGGCAUAGUGUUUCAUUGUAUUCUUAAAUUCUAUACAUUACAAAAAGAAAAACCAUUGAAUAGUGAUUUAGUUGCUACUGAACGGUUACUUCUACGUAGAUUAGAGUCGACUGAUGAGUGGUCAUUAGAUGGUGAUUCAAAUACUCGACGGACAAAUCUCAAUGAUUGA